AUGAGCGAGCGGGAAUUGGCUAUUGGGAAGCUUAAGCAGCGCUUGGCAAGCCUGCUAGAAUCCGUGGGUCUUCUGGAGAUGUUUUUGAAAAAAUAUAAACCAGAAGAACACGAAGGUCAGGUUCAGGUUCGGCUAGCAAAACUGGAAGAGUUCUUCAACGUGUUUUUCGACGUCGCCGCACAGUUGGAGUCCUACUCGUCGAAGGAGGAAGCAGUUUCAACGAAAGAAGAAAGGUACCUCUUCGAGAGCAAGUAUUAUUCCCUGAAGGUCGCUCUUCAGUCCAAGUUGCCAAAACCUUCCACCUCCGCUGCGCCCGUGCCGUCUUCAGUUGCAGUAUCGCAUAUCCGGUACCCUGAAAUCCCAUUGUUAAAGUUCAGUGGUCGGCCGGAGGAUUGGGUCUCUUUUCGGGACAGCUUCAAGGCGGGUGUUGCAAACAGGAAGGAGAUAAGCGACGUUGAGAAGCUGCAGUAUUUAAAGAGGCUAGUGCAAGGUGAUGCGGCCAGAAUCAUCGGACACAUCGAGAUCAGCGAUGAAGGCUAUCGGACAGCGUGGAAAUUGCUUGGUCGGAGAUACGAGAAUAAGCGGAGAUUAAUCUUUUGUCACCUCGAAGCGUUAUACGAUACAGCGGCAAUGCGGAAGGAGUCUUGUGAGGAGUUGUUGCGGGUUAUCGACAGCUUCGAAGAGCACCUUUCGAAUUUGAAGCGACUCGGAGAGCCGACCGAUCGUUGGAGUUCCAGCUUGGUGUACCACCUGUAUAUUCGACUCGAUCCAAACACGAAGCGCGAGUGGGAUCGUUAUUGCAACGCCGUUGAUGAUGGAUGGCAGUUCCACGAGGGACGACGAUAG
Molecule: messenger RNA, 846 nt
Organism: Armigeres subalbatus
Lineage: Eukaryota; Metazoa; Arthropoda; Insecta; Diptera; Culicidae
Exons: 1
Coding region: 1-846 (281 amino acids)
Source: RefSeq, a predicted model, not a curated record